Molecule: messenger RNA, 1384 nt
Organism: Tigriopus californicus
Lineage: Eukaryota; Metazoa; Arthropoda; Copepoda; Harpacticoida; Harpacticidae
Exons: 4
Coding region: 251-1384 (377 amino acids)
Source: RefSeq, a predicted model, not a curated record
CCAUAGGUAAACUCCUCGUUAAGGAAUUUCUUUUACCUGAAUGAAGCGUAAUGAGUUUAUCAUGCUCGAAAAUCGAAGGGCGCACACACACUACCUGAAAAGUUUCCGCCUCCAUGAAUAAUUAAUGGCUUUCUUUGGUCAAACAUUCAAUCUGAUUGUGUGAAGUGAGGCCUCAUCAUGAAAGAGCGACACCCAUAAUUUGGGCUCCGUUUUAGUUCAAGAUUGGUGACGGAACAGAUUCGCUCUUACAAUGGGUGACAGCAACAACUCCAAUCUCACAGAAGAUAAACUGGAGGCAGCAUCAGAGUCGUCUGAGUAUGACGAAGACGAAGAUCGAAAAUCUCAGAUAUCCCGGUUUCUGGGUUACACGCCCACGGCACCCCCACCAGAUUUUCGAAGCAUAUCUCCGUCCAUAGACAACAAAAACGAUUGGAGGCCCAGUCGCAGAGGAUCACCCAAGAAAAUCCGAGUCGAGAAACUGAAUUGGAAGGCCGAGCCGAAAGUGCAAACCAAGCACGAAAAUGCCCCACGGCUUCGGGGAGACUCGGCCGGAAGAGCCCAACCAAUCUAUUCCGAACGACUCCAAUGGAAUGCUCAAGCCAAAGUGGAUGCGCAUAACCCCAAAUAUCGACGCAACAGCGAUUCCAGUGUCCGAACUGCAGUGGUAUUUUCAGACAAGAAGUUUUGGAAGGCCUCGCCCAAAGUGGAUAGUCGAAACCCUCUUUACGACACGAGGGGGCGGAAACACACGCCUGAUGACGAGCAAUGGCCGACCACACCCGACAAGAAUAUGCCGGGUUACGACACCGCUCGAUAUGAAGAUUUGGAUGAGGAGCAAAGAAGAGCGUAUCUGGGAGAAGAUCGGGAAUCCAGUGGAUAUCACAGUCAUCAUGACAGUGUCAAAUUGGCCGAUUCAAUCCAUGAUUCAAUCGAGAAUCGGGACGAUGAAAGGUCGAUCAACUCGGAGGAAAAUGAAGAAGAGGUAGAGGAAACGGUCACCGAUCAGAGUCCUCGGGUUUCUUCAGUUACAUCCAAGGUGUCGUCUGAUAUUGAAGACGUUUUCAAUCAAACCGAAACCAUGACGGAUGUCAAUUUGCACCAAAACAUCUUCACCGUUCAACCCCGACCACUUGGGACAUCCAUGAGCUUGGAAUCCAGUCAAAGAUCGUUCAGUGCAAGUAACUCUUCGACUACAAUGAGCGAAAAUAAGUUGGACAAAGAGAAUGACUUCCAAAAAAGUAGAGAACAACAAGAUCCAAAAGAUUCCUCUGAUGACGGCGACGACCCAUGUUGUCUUUGCCCGUGUUGCUGUUGUUGGACCGUGAGGUGCGAAUCUCAAAAGAGUCGGAAGAAAAAGCGUUCUUCCCAAGUUGGGGUAGCUUAA